This is a messenger RNA of Acanthochromis polyacanthus (spiny chromis), 2056 nucleotides long. RefSeq lists its product as uncharacterized. The coding region runs from base 1349 to 2056 and encodes 235 amino acids. Lineage: Eukaryota; Metazoa; Chordata; Actinopteri; Pomacentridae. The record is from RefSeq and is a predicted model, not a curated record. The transcript has 2 exons.
AAACCGGUAAAUAUAGAAGCAAAAUCCAAGCAGCAACGGUCUGAGGAGGAGACCCAAAGCUUCCUGGAACUGUGGUCUUCAUAUGAAAUUCAGUGGAAGUUAGAGGGAGCCUCUUGGACCACACCAGUGUUCGAAACAAUCCAGUGGGAUAUGGCUACAGCUGUACGAACGGAGUCUGACUAACUCCUCAACAACUAAAAAGCUCAGAAAUGACUACAAAGACCAGAAAAGGCAGCCGGGAUGCAGCAGUUUUUGGCCAAAAAGAGCCCACAUUUUUUCCGGCUGCAUUCUGUGAUUCCAACCGGGGCCCUGAACGCCACAGCUGAGCAGGAGUGUAUGCAGGCGAGAGGCACCCAGCUGCAGACAAGACGGUGGCCGCCAUUUCCAAUCCAUACCGGAAGUCCUUACUGGAAAUCCAUACCGGAAGAUGUUCAUCUCCGCCCAGAUCGGCUCUGUGGAAGUUGUACCUUCUCGCUUCUCUCGUGAGUGAACAAAAGUAAACGUUUCUGCCUGCACUAAUGUGAGUGGCGAUAGUGUUACAAAAUGAUAAGGAUGUUAGUGUCAUAUGAUGCAACUUUACCAAAAAAUGUAGGUAUAAUUGAUUAGCUUAACAUUAGCGCUGGAGCUAACUUAGCGUUAGCGUUAGUAUUACUACACCGUAGAUUUGUCGCGCUACGUUUUACUAAUGUCAGUAUGGGGGUAUGGUUGAAUAAUGUUAUAUUUGUCAAACACCAUUACUGCCCUAGCGAUAUGUGUUGUGAUCUACAUGUCCACAUGUUAUUAUCUAUUUUUAUUACGUGUUGAUCUUUGCAUAAACCCUCUUCUAUGAGCUGUUAACCUACAGCUCCUGGUGUCUGUAAAAAUACAUGUGUUUAUUAAUGCAUCAGUGUAGUUACACAUAGAUACCUAAAGACCAUCCACUAUUGUAAACAUAUGGACAAUAUUCACAUAUCGGUGUUUGGCCUCUCAUUUUACAGAUGCACCCAUCAAUUGUUGACAAAGAUGGCAAUCUUUGUCACAUUGUGCUUUUAUCUGGAGAUUUUGGGUGUCCUCUCUGUCCCAAAUUUCCUUUGCAUUGUCUUCAUUAGCAGCCUGCUAGCUCAGUUGCCAUGACAACGUGUUAUUUUCCGAAUCUCUGUCUCAGUAGGAAGGAAUUCUGGAACUCAAGUUAAACUUUUGAAUGCUCAGUGAAUUUUGUUUCUGGACAAGGACACAAGCAAACAAGGAUAGAAGCAUCAAACAUCUUCUCCCGAGAGUCGACACCAUUUCUGACAGCCAACCGACAGAAAAGACAUCUUCUUUUGACAGCUUUCUUUUUCAUUAAGAUACCGUCCUACAGAAAUCCAUCAUGGAGCAACGGAUGAAGAGAAAGCUGACCGAUGACACUGAGAUCUCUGACUGCAUAAGGAUGAGGAUCUCUGACAUGACGCCCCUCAGAAUAACCUCAGACUUCUCCUCCUCAAAAAGACUCGUUGAAGUCGUUGAGACCCCUCCCAAAGUCUGGAUCAUCGGGUCCAGCUACAUCCAACGAGCGGAGGACACGGCCCCCAAAGAGUUCGGGGCCAAUCUGGGUCUGAACGCCAGAGUCCACUGGUUUGGCAAAGGAGGCCUGAGAUGGAGCGGCGUCAUUCCCCGUUUCUACGCCGAGCUGGCCCAGCAGUCUCCCCCCGACGUUUUGGUGGUUCACGCUGGAGGCAACGAUCUAGGACUCGUGUCUCCGAUGGAACAUGCCGCCAACAUCCAGGCUGACCUGGUGCACCUCCACAAGGCCUUCCCCUCCAUGGCCAUCGUCUUCUCAGCCGAUGAGAACACAAGACGGAGAUACUGGAAGCCUGUCAAGAUCAACGCUGACCGUAAGAUUGUCAACAGGUACAUCAGCAAGACUGCUGGAAGCUUUGCUGGUCGGGUUAUUGAGCACCACUCCCUCAGACACUUUGAAAAGGUGUUUCUUCCGGAUGGGGUGCACUUCAACCAACAGGGGAACAGAAUCUUCUUGACCAAGAUCCGUAAUGACAUCAGGGAGAUUCUGCAGCGAGCUGCCCCAAGCAACAGGUAA